Molecule: messenger RNA, 285 nt
Organism: Arctia plantaginis
Lineage: Eukaryota; Metazoa; Arthropoda; Insecta; Lepidoptera; Erebidae
Source: the annotation of a GenBank genome assembly
AUGUCGGCAGUAAGAACCAGAACAGGUCGUAGUAAACGACGCCUGACGGGUCAGAAUCAGAUACCCGAGGAUGUGCCCGAACCACCGCGUCGUGGUCUAGGUGCUAUCUUGGUUCUUGUCUGCAUUCUCGUCUAUCACAAUUGCUUAUACUGCGGUUUUGUCUUUGACGAUAUAAGUGCCAUAAAAGAAAACAGAGACUUGAGGCCACAGACGCCGAUUUCUAAUAUAUUCCUGAACGACUUUUGGGGAACUCCUAUACACAAGGUGAGAGAAUUUCACCCGUAG